AUAAGUCCUCUAACUCAGUCCGAUCCCUUUUUCUGAUUUUCUUUAAAUUUUAGUACUAAUUUAUUGAACAAGAAUCAAUAAUGAAGUUAAGCCAUGGCACCUUUAUGGUUGUUGGUAGUGCUAUCCAUUCUUAUUGAAUUCUGAACUGGAAUCACAACACAACGAGCGAUCCCCCUAUAUAUACACACACACGCCCACCCCCCAAGCAAUCCAACUCCCAACUCUUGAUAAGAAAUUCUUGGGAAUUACUGUAAUCUGAUUGUGGAAUAGGGGAAGAUGGGUGUUUGUGGGUCAAAGCCCAAAGGAUGCGUGGGAAUGAAAGGCAAGUUGAAGUUGCAGAAGAAACACAGGAAAAGAACAAGAAGAGUGAAAAAGGCCCAUUCUUCUAAUAACAAAAACCGGGUUGAACCCUCCAAUCAAAAGGAUCUUUCUUACACUAAUCCUGCAUUCCAAGGGCAUAGCGAGUCGUGGUUUGAUCCUGAUGCGGUUAUUGAUUCUGAUGGUGAAGAUGAAUUUUACAGCGUUCAGGAUGAUGUAUCUCAAGCUGGAUCCCUAUCCAAUGUUGUUACUCCAAGAUUUUCAAAUCAAGUGGUGUAUGGUAAUGGCACUGAUUCUCAGCUGAGCUCUGAUGAUCCUCAAUGUCAGGAUGAAAAUGCCGAGAGGAAUGAGACGGGUGCGUUGCACAGUUGUGGAUUUAUAUCAAAUGCAUUCCUACCUUGUCUUGCUUGUGAUGAGUCUUUAGAUGGGAAGAGAAAAUUGCAAAGUCUAGGAGGUCCAAGCACAAGGAAAAGAUUAUCACUUACUCCUUCGCUCAAAUGGAAAGAAGGACAAGAUCAUACAAGUUUACCAUUGGCAAAGGCCAUUAUACAAAGACCAAUAGCUGGUUCUCAAAUUAUGUGUUCCCCAUUAGAGAAGAAAAUGCCGGAAUCUUGGUCAUGGGUUGAGGCGAACACUUUUAAAGUUCGUGGACGGAACUAUACCAGAGAUAAAAAGAAAGAGUUUGCUCCAAACUUUGUUGCCUAUGUUCCCUUUGGAGUGGACGUUUUCUUAUCUCCUCGCAAAAUUGAUCACAUUGCUCGAUUUGUUGAGCUCCCCACUGUUGAUUCACCUGGAGAAGUCCCUCCUAUUCUUGUCGUAAAUCUUCAGAUUCCACUCUACCCUGCCACAAUCUUCCAAAAUGAAUACGAUGGAGCAGGAGUGAGUUCUGUUUUCUAUUUCAAGCUUUCAGAAAAUUACUCAGCAGAUCUUCCUGUUCACUUCCAAGAAAAUAUAAGGCGGAUAAUUGCUAAUGAAACUGAGAAGAUUAGAAGUUUUCCCAUGGAUACAAAUGCGCCCUUCAGAGAAAGAUUAAAAAUCUUGGGCCGGGUCGCCAACUUAGAGGAUCUUCAGUUAAGUGCGGCUGAGAGGAAGCUUAUGCAUGCAUACAAUGAGAAGCCAGUUCUUUCACGUCCUCAGCAUGAAUUUUACUUGGGAGAAAACUACUUUGAGAUUGAUUUGGAUAUCCACAGAUUCAGUUACAUUGCAAGGAAAGGCUUCGAGACAUUUCAAGACAGAAUUAAGCACUGUGUCUUUGACUUCGGCCUGACAAUUCAGGGAAACAAGGCGGAAGAUCUACCAGAGUGUAUGUUAUGCUGUUUAAGAUUGAAGGAAAUUGACUACACUAACUAUUGCCAACUUAGCUUGUGAGUCGAGAGAAACACUGUGAGGAUUUGAGCUAAUGAAUCACUGUACUUGAGCAUGUCUUUCCUUUCUCCCUAAAGUACUUUAGCGCUAACCUUUUCAAGUCAAGUUCUUGUUGUAUUGUCAAUGGCCAAGUUCCAACAAAUCGGUUUUCUGCUCAAUUGUACAGCGCUUAUAUCUGAGUGUACAGAUAUAUUGCAAUAGUAACAAAUUAAUGUAAGUUAAAACA
This is a messenger RNA of Sesamum indicum (sesame), 1909 nucleotides long. RefSeq lists its product as uncharacterized. NCBI's taxonomy places the organism in Eukaryota, Viridiplantae, Streptophyta, Magnoliopsida, Lamiales, Pedaliaceae. The record is from RefSeq and is a predicted model, not a curated record.